ACUUGAUCACUCUUUCCAUCCCUUCAAAGAAAGCCACGAUGGCGUCUGGCAGCGCAUCCACAGCUGUUGCGCCAGCGAAAAGUGCAGACGACCUUCUCGCCCAAUACCGCGCCGAGUCAACGCCAGCACCGAAUGCUCCCUUCGUCUGGAAGCCAUCCUCACCCGGCAACGCCGAUGGCUUGAGCGACUUUCUCGAAGCCCAUCUGCCUUCGACGACCACUUCACGCGGCGGCAGCAGACACAUCUGGGUCACUAUUCCAUACAAGCGUCAGUCAUCGUCUCGCUCAGACAAUGAUAUGAAGUUCGCCCUCGCUCAAGCACACCACGCCUUCGCGGAGCUGAGCACUUCUUGCCAGGCGAUCGAGGACAACGACAAGAUUCCUCAACGCCAGAACAGAAAGCAGGGAAUGAGCAAAGGUCAGAGGAAGAAGGUCCUCAUCGACGACUUUGGCGCUUCGUUGCCGCGCUGGGCGGAUGAGGGUGGGUUACUCACGGGCAAGUGGCUGAUGUUCAAGGAUGACAAGUGGGUCGACUACGGGUUUCGUACAUUGGCCUACUCCAUCAUCGAUGGGCCCCUUUCGCAGUGCAAGAGCGCCAAUGUCCACACCGUCAAAGUAGACUGCGCGGAUCAUCGCAAGAAUGGCGAGCAACUGAUCAGCCUCUUCUAUGAGGAUGUAUGGGACGAGGCGGCAUCGACGGAGAUUGCGAGGAUCAUGUUGCGCCAUCACUGCCAGUACUCGCGAGCGGCCAAGACAGACCUUCAUUCCGCGCUCGGGAUCAAUAGCAAGGUGAAAGGCGUGGCUAUCAGUGGGGAUUCGACUCGUCUUGCUGAUCUUUCUCCUCUUUGCGCCCAUAGCACUGGACCAACCUCCCCUCCUCGAUCCAUCGCUUCGACUCGCUCAUUCCUCGCGAAACGCAGGAAGAGCUCAAGGAGCAGUACCGCGUCGAAAAGGCGCAGCGGGACAAGGAGAAGAAGAAAAGGGGAGAGAAGUCCAGUCACAGCCCGGAAGCGAGUAGAUCGGCAGGUGGAAAGAAGGUGACAGCAAAGGGUGCACCCAUGCAGGCGGCUGACUUCUGGCAAGAGACCGAUGAUGACGGCGACGAGGAGGAGGGGAUGAUGGGGGAUGAUCUGAGCUCCAGACAACAGCCAGCGAAGCCUACGACGCUGGCUCCGUCUGCGCCUGCG
Molecule: messenger RNA, 1186 nt
Organism: Jaminaea rosea
Lineage: Eukaryota; Fungi; Basidiomycota; Exobasidiomycetes; Microstromatales
Exons: 1
Coding region: 39-1040 (333 amino acids)
Source: RefSeq, a predicted model, not a curated record